AUGGAGAUCGAUUCCAAGAUCAAGGCCUACCGAUUCGUCGGUUACGCCGCUCUCACCUUCUCCACUGUUGCCGUUCUUUCGGUAUGCAUCACUCUUCCAAUGGUCUACAACUACAUCCAUCAUGCUCGUAAGACCAUGCAUCACGAUAUCGUUGAGUGCCGUGCUGAGGCUAAGAAGCUUUGGGGAGAUGUUAACCAAAUCCCAGAUCUCAUGAUGGCUCACAACCGUACCGCUCGUCAAGCCGGAAACGGACAAUGCGAGGGAUGCUGUCUUCCAGGAGCACAAGGACCACCAGGAACUCCAGGACGCGUCGGACGCCCAGGAAAGCCAGGAGCACCAGGACUCAACGGAAACCCAGGACGUCCACCAAAGGAGCCAUGUGAGCCAAUCACUCCACCACCAUGCAAACCAUGUCCAGAGGGACCACCUGGACCAGCUGGACCACCAGGACCAGCCGGAAACAAGGGACCACUCGGACCACCAGGACCACCAGGACCAGGAGGAGAAAACGGACAACCAGGAAACAAGGGACCAGCCGGACCACCAGGACCAGGAGGAAAGCCAGGACCAGCUGGACCACCAGGAGAGAACGGACGCAACGGAGAGCCACAACCAGGUGCACCAGGAGAGCCAGGACGUCCAGGACAACCAGGACCACGUGGAGCCGCCGGACAACCAGGAAAGGACGGAGCUCAAGGAGGACCAGGAGAGAAGGGAGCCAACGGAGAGCCAGGACAACCAGGAAGAGACGGUCAACCAGGACGUCCAGGACAACCAGGACGCGACGGACAUCCAGGAGAGAAGGGAGUGUGUCCAAAGUACUGUGCUUUGGAUGGAGGAGUCUUCUUCGAGGACGGAUCCCGCCGUUAA
Messenger RNA from Caenorhabditis remanei, 870 nucleotides. RefSeq lists its product as uncharacterized. Bases 1 to 870 code for a protein of 289 amino acids. The transcript has a single exon. The record is from RefSeq and is a predicted model, not a curated record. Gene Ontology annotation, molecular function: structural constituent of cuticle. Lineage: Eukaryota; Metazoa; Nematoda; Chromadorea; Rhabditida; Rhabditidae.